Messenger RNA from Leptomonas pyrrhocoris, 366 nucleotides. RefSeq lists its product as hypothetical. Lineage: Eukaryota; Euglenozoa; Kinetoplastea; Trypanosomatida; Trypanosomatidae. The transcript has a single exon. The record is from RefSeq and is a predicted model, not a curated record. Bases 1 to 366 code for a protein of 121 amino acids.
AUGGUACUCCUGGUGGACAGAAGCAAUGGUGGGAGCAGAAUGCCCUCACCUACGCACGCAUCUCCUUUCUGUGCCUUUGCCGUGCGCAGCGCCAAAGUGACGAUCAGCUGUCGCGCUUUUGUUUUUGUCGGCUGUGCGUUUCUUCUCAGUUGGGCCUGGCUUACGCUUUUUACACAUCUUCGACUACUAAGACACAAACACACACACAAUCCCCCUCCCCCUAAUCCAAAGCAGACACGAAGAAACAAGCAAACGCAGCGGAGGAGCACCGUACGACUUGAAUGCGACAACGUGUACGUGUCUUCGAUAACCGCAGCGCACAAAGGAGUUUAUCAAUCGGCGGAAGGGAGUGCUUCUCUCGAAUGA